AUGGUCGUACACUUGUCAUGUAUUUAUAAAACAAUCAAAAAAGAAGUAACUUGUAAUGAGAUUUUCUCUCAGGUGGAAUACGAACUGCGGAAGAAUCUUCCGCCACAAUUUCCAAAAGCAAACAAUGACAUUUAUAUAACAAGGCAUACAAGUAUCGCAGCGCAAAAGGCUCGUAUAAUUAAACUUCUAGACGAGAAAGUGGAUGAAGUUGUACUUCAUGGCCUAGGAGCAGCCGUUAGCCGGACGAUAAAUGUUGCGUUACAGAUCCAGCGGAAAUUAGUCGAUACGGUGAAAUUAGAUGUAAAAACUGGUACUAUUAAGGUUACGGACAGUUUGUUCCCAUUAUACGACGAAGUGGAUUUUAAAACACGAAAUCGCUUAAUUUCAGCUGUACAUAUACGAAUAUCUCGACGAGUACUCUGCAUUACUGAUGGAUUGGUCUUGAGUGCUCGAUUGGUGUUGCAUAGUAAAAUGUUUAAAAAAGUCACUAUUUUGCGUAUCUCAGUAGCUGUACCAUGGGUUAUGCGUACUCUUACCACAUUUUCAAGACCACCUCGUAUUGCUGUUGUUGGUUCUGGGCCAGCUGGUCUAUAUGUUUGCGCUAGAGUACUUCGCCGAAUACCAGAAUGCUAUUUGGAUAUUUAUGAAAGUAAUAUGGUACCAUAUGGUUUAGCCCGGUACGGAAUAGCGCCAGAUCAUCCCGAAAUGAAAAACUGCAUAACGCAUUUUGAUAGAUUGUUCGUCGAAAAUCAAAAUAGACUGAAGCUAUUUUGCAAUGUUUACAUUGGCCGAGAUAUCAAAUUUGACGAACUUUGUUCGGAUUAUGAUGCUGUGGUACUAGCAUACGGUGCACGACGUCAGAGGCGAUUAAAGAUUCCAGGAAUCGAUGCGAUGAAUGUUUUUUCGGGUGGCGAUUUUGUAUUUUGGUAUAAUGGAAUGUCUGGUAUCAAAGCGCCGCUUUUGAACUGCAGAGAAGCGAUCAUCAUUGGCAAUGGUAAUGUAGCGUUGGAUUGUUCACGUGUGAUUCUUUCAUCCGGAACAGAUCGCUUACUAAAGACCGAUAUCCCAACAUCCAUACUUGAUACUCUUUCGCGUUCUCAGAUACGUCAUGUGACCAUUGUUGGUCGGAGAGGUCCACUCGAUGUUUCAUUCACCAUAAAAGAAUUACGGGAACAAAUCACACUGCCAAAUUGUUCAUUUUCUGUAGAAAUUGAAAGCUCUGACCUGCUCGCUGUGAAGGAGGCACAACAGACAUUACCAAGACCAAAGAAACGCAUUGUGGAACUGAUUUUAAGUAACAAUCAUGUACACAAACCAAAAUCUGAUCGUCUUUGCAAAUUAUUGUUUCGAAGGACGCCAACAAAGGUGGUGACGGAUGGUCGCGGUCUGGUCAAGGCACUACAAGUAACUCAUUCAUUAAAUGGCCAUAAGGAAGAUCUUCCAUGUGGUCUGCUACUUUACUGUAUUGGAUUCGAAAAUUUUGCUCUAGAUGGAGUACCAGUGAACGCAAAUGGCGAAAUCAAAAUGCUUGACAGUGUUCGUGUAGCAACGGAAGAAGAAAUUUUAGUUUAUGCGGCGGGCUGGUGCGCACAUACACCUCGAGGAAUUAUUGCACAUACGCAGAUGAAUGCUAGCAAUGUAGCCGAUCGACUGGGUUCCGAUCUGCAAAAAUAUGGUUUGAAAACUACGCAAGUUACGGGUUCGCAUCAACGAUUAAUAUCACGGAAAAUUAACUAUCUGACAUGGAAUGACUGGAAGAAAAUUGAUGAGGAAGAGAAGAAAUUAGGCGUCGUACUUGGAAAAAAACGGGAGAAGUUGCUGAAUUUUGAAAAUUUCAUUCCUUCUAACAAAUCUAAAUAA
Molecule: messenger RNA, 1860 nt
Organism: Cercopithifilaria johnstoni
Lineage: Eukaryota; Metazoa; Nematoda; Chromadorea; Rhabditida; Onchocercidae
Source: the annotation of a GenBank genome assembly